AUGGACAAGAGUUGGAUGACGAUAAAUAAUAGGCUGACAAGUAAAGAGUAUCAACAAGGGGUGAAGUCAUUCCUUGAUUUUGCUAUGGAAAAUUUAGGCGUAGAGGAUGACAUUAGGUGUCCGUGUGUCGAUUGCAUUAAUGGCACAAAAUAUAUCAAACAAGUUGUGUGGAUGCACUUGAUCCGAAGAGGAAUGCCAUCUUCGUAUUUAACUUGGGUGCAUCAUGGGGAACAUGUUCCCGUGUCUCGUCCUAGUGCAUCAAAUGACCAAUGUGGAGGUAGUGGCGAAUGUAUGACAGAUAUCGAUGAUCCGCCCAUGGAUGAGUUGCCUAUUAUGUUGGAAGAAAUUUACGUGAGUGGUCUUAUGGAUGAUCAUACCGACGAGGAACCUAAUGAUUUGGAGAGGGAGGAUUUGCAUAAGUUCACUAGGUUAUUCGAAGAUGCACAACGCAAAGUUUACCCAACAUGUGAAAAGUUUUCUGUGCUAUCAUUCGUCAUUAAGAUGCUUCAUCUGAAGGUGUACAACAAAUGGAGCAACAAGUCAUUCGAUAUGGUUAUGCAGGUAUUCAAGGACAUUCUACCAGAAUGUGAUCAAACAGUUCCAUGGACACUCUAUGAUGCUAAGAAGUUCUUACGUGACUUAGGUUUAGGAUAUGAAACAAUUCAUUCGUGCAAAAAUGAUUGUGCACUAUUUUGGAAGGAGAGUGGUAAUUUGGAGAAAUGCCCUACAUGUGACACAUGUAGAUACAAGUUGAACGAUGAUGGUGGUAAAAAGAUUCCACACAAGGUAUUACGGUACUUUCCAUUGACACCGAGGUUGAAAAGACUGUAUAUGUCCAAAAAAACAGCCGCAGAUAUGAGAUGGCAUAAUGAGAAGCGUGUGAAUGAUGACAUAUUAAGGCACCCGGCCGAUGGUGAAGCAUGGAAGGACUUUGAUAAGCAACAUCCGACGUUUUCUGAUGACUCUCAAAAUGUAAGGCUAGGGCUGGUAACAGAUGGUUUCAAUCCAUUUGGGAAUAUGAGCACAUCAUAUAGCAUAUGGCCCGUAAUCUUAAUGCCUUACAAUCUCCCACCGUGGAAGUGCAUGAAAGAGCCAUAUUGCAUCAUGUCAUUGCUUAUUCCCGGACGUUCGGCACCUGGAAGAAACAUUGAUAUUUACUUGCAACCAUUAAUAGAAGAAUUGAAGAAUUUAAUGCAUGCGGCGGUAAUGUGGACCAUAAAUGACUUCCCUGCGUACGGUAACAUGUCAGGGUGGAGUACAAAGGGUUACUUGGCUUGCCCUAAUUGUAACAAUAAUCCAUCGUCCCAGGGAUUACGAAGUAAAAUAAGGUAUAUGGGUGCUCGUCGCCACUUUCCUGAGAACCACACCUGGCAAACAAGUAAGCUCUUCAAUGGUCAUACGGAGCAUAGGUCCAAACCUUUGGACUUAUCGGGGGACCAAAUACUAGAGCAAAUUGAUUCUGGGACUUACAAGCCGUAUGGAAAGCACCCACAAAAUCGAAAAUGA
Camellia sinensis is the source of this 1506-nucleotide messenger RNA. The record is from RefSeq and is a predicted model, not a curated record. Lineage: Eukaryota; Viridiplantae; Streptophyta; Magnoliopsida; Ericales; Theaceae.